AUGAGCAAGUUGAAAGGCAGUCGCCUCGAGGCGGAGGUCGACCGAGCUCGAACUGACGGUUUCAGAAUAAAAAAGCUAUGAAAAAUGAAGAAAAAGGCUUCAGGAAACUGGAAACGCCUCACGGAACUUCUUCCAGCCGUGAGGUCGAAACAUUCCGGUUUGGAAGAUGUCUACGAAUUAUUACUCGGAGAAGUUCAACUGGAGUCAUAUUUGGAGCAGCAAGGAGGUGGAUUUCGGGUCGAAAAUUGGGAUAAAUUGAUGUUUUGAGAAAUCCUACGGCCCAAUAAAGAUCACUACGACAAAGUGAAAGGAGCCGAGUCGCAGCUUUACACGACUAUUAGGUACAGUUUCAUUUUGAAAUGACAAAUUCUAUUUGAGGACUUGAAUAAAGCUGAAGAAGCUCUUCAAAAUGAAAAGUUAACCUGUAAAAAUACUCGAAAAGCUUCUUUUUUUGUCAUUUUUUAAAGCAAGAUGAAGAUUUUAUCGGUUUUUCAAUGAUUUUUUUAUUGUUAUCUUUCUAAUCCGUUUCGGAAAAAAAGAUAUAAACUCCCAGGAAAAAAACAUUAAGCUAAAAAUUUUUUUCAAAAUUUUCUUCAAAUUGCUUGUUUCAAUUUUUUUCAACAAUUUUCACUCACUUGAAUAUUGCUUCACGAACAGAAACUGAUGAUAAGACAAAAAGAAAGUUUUACGGUUUCUGAAUUUUUUUAGAAAUAAUUUGGUUCGAGUACGAAAAAUAUAUUAGUUCCUGUGAUUUUGAUGAAUUUAUGGUGUGAAAUAGUUUCCAUUUUUUUAAAAGAUUUCUAGCAAAAUUGCUCAAAAAAAUAACAAUUUUAAAUAAAAAAACGUUAAUAAAUAAAGUUGUUAGACCUUGCGAAUGUUCUUUAAAGUUCGAGAGCAUUUUUGAUAGUUUCAGAAAAAAAUUUUGAGAGAUAUUACUGAAGAGAAAAGUUUCCCCCUGAUGUUUAAAGAAAAAUCUCACCGAUCUUUCAAAAAAUUGAGUGAUCUUUCAAAGUUCAGGCGGAUUAGAAAGAAUCAGAAAUAUCUUGAAAAUCAACAGUAAAGAAAGAAAUUUUUUCCCGAUUUUCAGAGAGCACGGAAAAAACGGAAGCGCAAUUCUAGAAGCGAAUCUUCUGCUUUCAAAACUCCACUAUACCUGUGCCGAGUAUCAAAAGGUACAAUAAUUAGAAAAAUUACCUGUAUUGAACUCAUUUUUCAAAGUCUUUGAUCGACAUUGACAAUUCUGGAAUGGAAAACGCGAAUACGCCGUUUCGAACACUCCGAGCUCUUCGUCUUGUCGCCGAAGCUUAUGCCAUUAAAGGUAUGAAAUAUUGAGAAAAAGGGUUUGGAAAUAAUUUUGAAGUUCUGUAAGCAUUUUCUAGUCUUUGAAUGUAAUAAAAAACUUUUUGAUGUUGUAUUUGUAUUGAUUUUUUUAGAGCAUCAAAAAAAUAGUCACUUUUGCCUGAAGGAACGUUAAAAAAACUGCACUUAUAAUGUGAUAAAAAGUGAUAAAAAAUAUUUAAUUCCAGAGAGAUUCCUAAGAUUUAUAUUCUUUUUUGAGUUACAAUAAUUUUCCUCAUUAUGCAAACAUUUAAAAAAAAUAAUGGACGUUGACAAAACGACGAAACAUUGGAAAAAGAGAAUUUUGGGAUUAUUGGUAGUUAAAAUCAAAUCACUGUGUCAUACGUUUGAUAAAAGAUUCUUAAUACAAAAAAAGUGUUCGUGUAUGUCCUUUAGUCGCUUCUAAUUAAGAAAAAUCGUAUUCUGGAAAAUCUGUGAUUUUCGGAUCUUCGUCUAGAUUUAUAUUUGGAUAAAAAUUUUUUUUUUAAUCAUGUUACUUUUUUUGAUGAAUAAGUUCAUCAUUUUUUUCAAAAUGUCCAUAUAAAAUCAAAUUUUUUUGAAAAAUACGCUCAAAUUCGAAGAAAUGGAGUAAAAAUCUCGAAAAAUAAAAAGCAUAAACUAAUAGGAAAGAAACGGUUUUAAUUAUAUACCCGCACGAAUUCUCCCAAAUCGUUUAAAAAUUUAAUAAAAAAAUGAUAAAAAGUCAAAAAAGUUGCUUGUUUUUUAAUCACCUCGUUGAAGCUUGUCAAAAAUCUCAUCGUCUUCAUUUUCAGGACUUUGCCUGGAAACAAUGGAAGUCAGUUCAAGAUCCCGCUCGGAAAGCGUCGGAUCCAACACUUCCUACGAACAAAAAGCCCUCUUUUGCUUUGAAAAAUCCGCCGAAUUGGCCAUUUCUUUCAUCAAUGAACUGGAAAAGACGAUAUUUUCUGCGCAAGCUCCGAAAGGUGACAAAAAUGGAUUCAUUUAUUUGGAAAAUGAGGAUUUUUAGGAGCAAAUGUCAGCACAAGCUCUGUUACGGGGAAACCGGCCGAGAAGCUUGGUUCGUUUUUGAAUAGAUAUUUUUUUUAAAGUUAAGAUUUAGAAAAAGUUUUAAGAAGCAUAAUGAGAAAAAUAAGGAAAUUUAAAUUUCAGGAGAAAUCUUGGAAUGCUGCUUGGAAAGAGUGGCUGUCCUUCGGGCCAAAGAUACGAUUGCACAGAAGAAAAAAAUGGAAGCGAGGGGAUCGAAUGGUUUUUUCAGUUUACAAGUUGAAAAAAAGAAAUGGGAAACUAUCCUUGAUGUAGGGAUUUUUCUUUUUUUCAAAAAAAUGCGUUUUUUUAAACAAAUUUUUUUAAACAAAAGUUCUCUUUAAAAAGAGAAAAAAACAACUUCUUUUUCAAAAAUUAAAUAUUUUUUUAACCUUAAUAUUUAUUCGCUAAGUUGAGUAAUUUUAUUUUUUUAGUGUUAUUUUUUUCGAUAAAGCCGAAGUCAAUAGCUCUUCAAUUUUUUUAGUGUUUCAACCGAAUUCCUAUUUAUUUACAGUAGUGUGGGAAAAGGUUCAAGUUAAAUGCAAUUAGGAAUUUUAAAAAUUUUUUUUUGUUCGAGCCUUUUUUUGAGAAAGUUCAGGAUCAAAGAAAUUUUUUUUAGUAUUGUUUUAUAAUAAUAAUAAUAAUUUAAAAAAAUUUUUAUUUGAUUAGAAAAAAAUGUUUAAAUGAAAAAAAUCGAUAAGUGAAAGACGAAAGAAGAAUUUUGGUGAAUUAAAAAUUUGAAUUUGGUCAUUUUCCAAGCUCCGCCCCUACUUGUGCGUUAAACCAAUCAAAGAGCGAGCCAUCCACAGAGCGUUUUCGAAUGACGUCAUUGUUUUUGAUAUUCAAAAUCUGAACAGGUUAUAUACUGUAUUCGACAUAGAAAGGAAUAUGUAUUAUCAUAUUCACGUUGAUUCACCAUUUAAAAGUAUUUGUGAAACAGUAACUUGAGUUCUGGAUCAAAAAGUAGCUUGGAGCAUAACUUACAGUGAUUUCAAAGGUGAGUUGGAGCGAAAAUUUGGAAAUCAGUAUUUUUUAAAUGUGAUAUAGCUCAUUCCGCUCCAGCUUCUCACGAUUUUUGUUUUCUUCCACGUUAAAGAAUCCUUCCAUUCGAUGCGCGCGACCUGUCUCUGUGCGCCUUUAUAGCUAAUUCACGGCUGUCUUGAGCCAUCGCGAAAAGGGUCCUGCCACGAAAAGAGACGAGAAAGUGCCCUGGUUGGUGGAGAGUGCAGACAGGCCACGCCUUUUUGAGUCCCAAGCUAGCCGUGAAUCGUCUAUAAUAAAACUGGCAUAUUAAAAGGCGCAUGCACAGAUACAGGCCUCGCACUUCGAAGGGAGAUUUUUGUUGGAAUGAAAUAAAGAUCAGCGAAUUUUCGAACGUCGACUUUUCCAUAUCGCUAGGAAACUUCCCGAUGGCUAGUAUUUUUCCGAGUUUUUUUCUCGAUUAACUCUUCGUUUUGAAUUCUCUCAUAUAAAAUAGGCAGUUGAUUCAUUAACAUAACGCUAAAAAAAGGUUAAUAGAUCUUUUUUAAACCGAAAAAUAUAAGGGAAAAGUUUUUGAAGGUACCGGCGAAUCAUCACCUGCCUCGGCGACAAGUCAACCGGCGAGCGACUGCAGCAAAAGUUGUCGCGACAACUCGCAGAACUCCUCAUUCGCGCCGCGAUCCCCAGCGAUCGGGCGAUCAGCGAGGCGCUCAGCAUGA
Messenger RNA from Caenorhabditis auriculariae, 4043 nucleotides. The record is from the annotation of a GenBank genome assembly. Lineage: Eukaryota; Metazoa; Nematoda; Chromadorea; Rhabditida; Rhabditidae.